Messenger RNA from Triticum dicoccoides, 768 nucleotides. Its product is annotated as translation initiation factor IF-2-like. The transcript is spliced from 6 exons. The coding region runs from base 1 to 549 and encodes 182 amino acids. NCBI's taxonomy places the organism in Eukaryota, Viridiplantae, Streptophyta, Magnoliopsida, Poales, Poaceae. The record is from RefSeq and is a predicted model, not a curated record.
AUGGUGCUCAUAUCUGGAACACAGAAUCUACAUCCGCCGCCGCCCACGCUCGCGCUCUCUCUCCGCCGCACACGCUGCUCCCCGCGGCCGGCCAGGUGCUCUCCAGCCGGCGAGGCCGCCGCACCCUCUCUCCCGCCCACCGCACCCUCUCUCCCGCCCACCGCAUGUCCACCGCCGACCCCACUCCACACAGCCGCCGGUGGAACCCUACUCCAUACUGCUGCCGCGCCUCCACCGACAGGAGCUUUCUCCGCCGCCCCCUCCGUCUCCAGAUGGUCUUGCCGUUGCCGUCCAAACCCUACAGGAGGUUGGCCUUUUCGUCCGCGCCCAAACUCGUCUAUCUCCUGGAGGUGCCGCCGGCAAGAAGUGCAUGGCAAAAGAAGGCGGCCAAACCUACUAACCAGGAAUACCACUAACCAGCGGGAUCCGAACGAUGUGUGGAUUUCCAAAAAGAUUCUCUUACCUAUGCCUACAAGGUGUUUGAUGAAAAUCCAAGCAAGCUGCAAAGAAUAUUCAUCUAUGAAAAUGCAAGAGGACGAGGAAUCAUGAAGCCAGUGGCUCGGGAUCUUUUGUUUAAUGGUGACUGAAUCGUUGGAGAUGCAUUUUAUCCAUCAUUUUGUAAACCCGCAUUGUGAUUGAGACAAUGAACCAUAUGGUUCCUUUUUAAUUAGUUACGUUAGUUUAUGGGAAAUUUGGAUGGUCAUUAUGUUAAUAAUGGAUGAACUAUUUAUAUGUGAAAUUAAUUAGUAUUUUUUUAUUGUUUGGUUA